AUGCUCCAGAACUCAUCACUUCAAGGAAUAUCUAUUCCUGGGGUGCAGCAGCCCGUCAAGGCCACACUCUUUGCGGAUGACACCACAACGUAUCUCCACUAUGACGACUCAUGGAAUGAUCUGCAGGAAAUCUUGGGCAAGUGGUGCAGGGCAUCCAAAGCAAGGUUUAACAUCGGAAAAACAGAGGUCGUACCGAUAGGUAGUCCAGAGUUCCGAAAGACAGUCAUCGAGAAUAAAAAGAUCAAUGCAAACUCACCUAUUCCCAACAAUAUCAAAAUAGCUGAGGAGGGCGAGUCUAUCCGAAUUCUGGGCGCAUGGAUCGGAAAUCACAUCUCACCGGAGGAUGUGUGGACCAAACUGAUUGACAGAAUUGAAUACGAGUUGUUUCUAUGGGAGAAUCGCCACCCAGACUUGAUCGCCCGUCGGCAUAUACUGAACACAGUGUUGGUAUCUACAACACAAUAUAAGACACAAGUCAAUGGUAUGCCAAAAGAUGUUCUAAAGCGCCUCACAAAAGUACUUAAUAAAUUCAUAUGGAAAGGAUCAGCUCCUAUGAUUAAUAUGGAGACACUGCAAAAA
Stereum hirsutum FP-91666 SS1 is the source of this 579-nucleotide messenger RNA. RefSeq lists its product as uncharacterized. The annotation marks the transcript as partial. The record is from RefSeq and is a predicted model, not a curated record. The transcript has a single exon. NCBI's taxonomy places the organism in Eukaryota, Fungi, Basidiomycota, Agaricomycetes, Russulales, Stereaceae.